Lactuca saligna is the source of this 2454-nucleotide messenger RNA. NCBI's taxonomy places the organism in Eukaryota, Viridiplantae, Streptophyta, Magnoliopsida, Asterales, Asteraceae. The record is from the annotation of a GenBank genome assembly.
AUGGGAGACAUGGAAUUUGCUAAAGCUCAUAAUUCUGCAAUUUUUCUCAAAGACCCUCCUGCAGUCCACAAUGACUUGAAAUUCAUUGUGGAUGGCUUGAAGAAAUCCUGUUUGGUUCAUGCUCUAACUACAAGUCUUGCUAUCUACCAAAGUUUGAUUAAGGAAUUCUGGAGGAAUGCUGUUGUAAAGAAGAAUGGUCAGGGUGAAAAAUUCAUUGAAACAACAAUCGAAGACAAGAAAAUUCAAGAAGUAUUAGAGCAUAUGGGAUACAAGGGAACUUUUCCUCCUACAAUUAAGAAGCUACUUCCUCCUUGCUGGAAGUACUUGGCUCAUGUGUUCGUGAGCUACAUUUCUGGCCGAAGAUCAGGAGCAAAUGAGAUUUCUCUGGCCAACACUGGUGCCAUUGCAGCAUUGGCAGCAGGUUGUAAGUUCAAUUUCUCAAAAUUUAUAAUGAAUGAAAUGAUACUAAAUCUUGAAGGGAGCAAAAGAGACAAAUUUUGGAUGUAUCCAAGAUUUUUACAAAUCAUCCUUAACGUAACUCACCCCGAGCUGCAGAGAGGAAAUGAUACUUUGGAUUUCAAAUCCAUUGGUCCAAGUGCCUUUGGACUAAUGAAACAAAAGAGAGAAGAACAAUCAAUGCCGAUGGAAAAUGAAGAUAUUUCUCACUCUCCCCCCGAGCCUGACGUGGAGGAGAUUCAUGACUCUCCCACAGCUUAUGUAGUUGAUGAGCAUGAUAAUCAGAAAGAAAAUGAUUCAAAAUCUUAUCGAGAGGAUGAUGACGAUGAUCUUUAUGAAGAUGUGGAGUUUUUAAAAGAAAUCGACUUUACGGGAAUCAAUGACGACAUUCCAACAAACAUAGAGUUUGACAUUGGUGAUGAAGAUUUUGAUCCUUUUCUAGAUAUUCCCAGCAGCCAUGUUAAUAAAGUCAAUGAAGUUGCUUCUUUAGCAACCAAGACUAGAGAUGGAGGAAAUGUUUUCAAGAUUCUAUUCUCUACUUCGAAGCCCUUGGAGAUCGCACCAAGUCAAGGAGAUGUGACAUCAGAGAUUCCUCCCUCUGUGCCACUUAUCUCAAUUUCUGCUCCAGUCAGUUCUGACUCAACUGAACCUCAGACUUCUCAGUCUUCCAUAAAAACAAGUCAACCUCUUGAAAGUCUGAAGGCACCUGCUGUAAGAUGUGCUCCUCAAGUCCUUUCAACAAUCACUGCUACCUCUACUCACUCUCCUCCAAAGAAAACAGAUGAAGCUUCUAUUAGAUUAGCAAAACAUCUGGCUCAAUCUAGUCCAUCCUCUUCACGCGGAAAAGGAAUAUCAUUCAAGGAGGGUCGAUCAGGUGAUGACAAAUCUUCUUCGCCUUAUCUUCGAGAGGAGAUUGGGAUUCUCCGUCAAGAGCUCAUCGAAAAAUCAAUUCAGAUGGAUCAGCUUUCUGUAUACAUCUUUGACCUCAGGGCAAAGGGUGAAGAAAAGAACAAACAAAUCAAUGAUCUACAAAUGAGUCUUGGAUAUGUUCUUGCCAAUUAUUUCAAUCUUAAGAACGUGUUGUACGAUGCUUUUGGUGAAAAAGUCAAAGCCCUCUUCCAAAAGCCUCAUGAAGUAGUUGAUCCUCCCUCUGUUCAAUCACCUCCUGCAACUGAUGAUCUACCUGUCAACCCACCUGCUCCGAGAACAACUAAAAUUGUCAAUAGGUCUUUAUUCAUGAAAAAUUCCAAUGAAAAUCGCAAAGCAAAAGACCCUGUCUUAACAGUAACGGAUUUGAAGAAAAGAGAGUUUGGUGAUGAAUAUGGUGAUAGGACAGGUAUCCGAAUGUGGGCCUUUGAUCCAGUGAAGAAUUUGUGGGUUGUAAAGCGAAAAUUAGGAGCAUCUGAAUGUUACAAAAGCACCCAUGAUUUCAACUCUUGGACCAAAACUGAUCUAGCCGAAUUAUCCAGGGCCCCAUUCCACAAUCCCUCCGAAAAUCCCAGUGCUUCGAAUUUUAAAAGAUUUCUAGACAGACAGGUCAGAGAAAACUUUCCAUCAAUGAAGACUGCAAAAGCUCUAUAUAGAAAAGAUAAAGAUGUUCUUGAUCCAGAAUCAGGCAAACCCAUGAAGAUCAUACUCUGGCCUGCAACUAAGAAACAACAGGAAAUUCCUAUUCCUCAACAUUUUCAUGAGGGAUAUCUGGAUAAUAUUGAAUUUUGGGCCUAUGAUGACGAAACUGCAACUGCAGCUAUCAAAUUCAAGAAUCGAGAACAUAUUUUGAGAUUGAUUAAUGCUAAAGAUCUUCUUCGUUUCAGAGAAAGGGAUAUACGAACUCUGGCCAGUCAUCAAAUCAUUUGCAGAAAAGAUGUCAUGGAAGCUGCUGCUAAAGAAUUCACUGCAAUGGUGGCUACCAUCAUAAAUGGAAGAUUGUGGAUGGGAUCGAUGGGGAGCUCAGAUCUGAGGUUGUUUGAGAAGCUUGCUGAGAAGCCAAACGAAUGA